GCCAAGCCAGGCCCUGCGCUCCUGCUCUUUCCUUGGAGUGACUCCCCCAGCGAGCGGCCCCUUUCUGAGGCGCCUGUCUGCCGCUCCCUUCCUCCUCACAGAUCGAGCGCCACAAACCCCUCCCGUCGGCCUGUGCCUCUCCCGCUCGCUCCCGCGCCUCGGCGGCCCUGACCAAGAACGCGCACGUUGCCGCCACGGCUCUGCAGCUGCUUUGGCCCGGCUCGGCUCGCUCUACUGUCUCUGUUUCUUCCCGGUCUGUCUUAUCUGUUCGCCCGCCUGUGUGGAAGGAAGCCGGCCGCGGGGAGGGGCCCCAGCGCCCCGCAAGGCAUCUCUCCGAUCCUCGUUGAGCUCGCGCCUCACGGACCAACCGCCGCCUUCCCUCCCCCCCUCGCAGGGAAGAAGGCAGAAUUGUGGACCCUUCUUUCACAUCUCCCACCUCGCUAAUGCCUGGAGGGGAGAGUCAGGACGCCAGUUGACUGAACUAGAUCUGGAACCCCUUUUCUUUCUCCUCUCGAUGUCGAAAAUGAUGCAUCCUGUUGCCAGCGGUAACUCCCCUUUCUGUGGGUCUGGAAAGAGUUCCUGCCUUAAUGAUGACAACGUGACUCCCACUGAUCAGUUUGAUUUGUAUUCCGCACAACAAACCAAGUAUAGCCACACAGUCAGCCACAAGCCAAUACCAUGCCAGAGACAAGAUGCAUUAAAUGAACCACAUUUGCAGACCACAAGUGGCAGGAGUAUAGAGACGAAAGAUGAACUAAAGAAAAAGAAAAACCUCAACAGAUCUGGUAAACGUGGAAGACCUUCGGGGACCACAAAAUCAGCGGGGUACAGAACGAGCACAGGUAGACCGCUGGGAACCACCAAAGCAGCUGGAUUUAAGACAAGUCCAGGUAGACCCUUGGGUACAACUAAAGCUGCAGGAUACAAAGUCAGCCCAGGGAGACCUCCAGGUAGCAUUAAAGCUCUAUCACGGCUUGCAAAUCUAAGUUAUACUUGUAGCAGUGCAGCUUUUCCCUACGCUGUGGUGCAUAACAGAGGAGUGCAUGCUGCUGGUGAAACAAGUAGCAAAAUCAAGCAACCCGCUGAGUGAAAAAAAGAGGAAUUAGAUAACGUUUCCUUAGCAAUUCUUUUUAAAUUAUCUGAGUUGUGGCAUGUUUUUUCACUUCUUUUGUAACUUUUCCAUAACUUUCUUUCCUAUAUUUUAUUUUUUAAAAGAUGUCAUAUCAUAAUCACUUAAUGUUUCUUAUGUUUACAAAUGGACUCCUCAGCGAUGCCCUUGGCUGUUUCCAGAAAGUAAUUACUAAUAUUCUAAGUGUCAAAGGUUAUUGUCUGACCAUCUUAGUUAUGUGAUUAGUAAUUCAAAUAGCAGAAUUCUGGCUUCUAGGUUAUAUAUAUAGUCACAAUAAGACUUGGUCAAAAAGAAAUUGGAAUAAACUACUAGAAACCAAUCAUUCAGGACAGCUUUACCAGUAAUAGCUCUGUAAAAUUUGCAUUGUAUGUUUCUUUCUUUUUUUCUUUUCUUUUUAUUACUAGAAGGGAGUAGAAAAAUAACUUUUCCACAAUGGCUGGAACAUAACACAGACCUCAAUAUUUGUAGAUACUUUGAAAUUUCAAAACUAUAUUUUUUAAAAAGUGGUCAUUCCAGGCAGUCAUUGCGUUAAAGUGCUAUCACUUUCAAGUAACUCAAAAAUUUUUAAAAUAAUAAUUCAUGUGUAGCACCUGAUACAUAUUCAAAGUGCUAUUUUUCCAUUAAAGUAUGGUAGUUCUCCUGGAUAUGCUAACUGUUGAACACUGACUUACAAUUUAUAAAAGCCUAAGACUAAACAUACCAAAUCAAAAUGAAUUAAAUAUUUGAAAUGUUUUAUAAGUUAUCGUCUAAAAAGUGCUAUCAAAUAUGCAAAUAAUGUACAGGUGUAUUAAAAGUUAUGACUGAGAUCCUGCAUAUUUGUGUGCUCACAAAUCCAGUUCAUUUCAGUGACAUUUGGCAUGCACAAGUAUAAGUGGCAUUUGCCCUGUGUUCCAAAAUCUGUCAAUAAAUGUGUACAUUUUAAGUGAUUCUGCAAUAUCUGCAUAUAUGGCAGCAGUUUUUUACAAUUUCAAAUAUUUGGUGUGAUUGAAAAUUAUACCUUUCAGGUAGAUAAUCUUGUCGUGUUUAAUAAUUUUGCCAGUAGACGUCUUAUUUAUCACACAUACUGUAGCUAAGAGAGCGUAUAUCUACCAAAGGAUGACAUUUCAUGGAUCAUAAUUGGAAAUGAUACAGUUGAUAUACAAGCAAGUUGCAAUUUGAUGUGUUUAUAGACCCCCGAUAUAUAACAAACUAUUGGAAUAUAUCUAUGCAUGGAGAUGCAGAACUAUAAAAAAAUUGACAUUUUGUGCACCCAAAAUAAAUGUUCUGCAUAGAAUUGGGUAUGUAUUGUUAUUUUUUAAAUGUGUAUGUGUGUGAGAGAGUCAGUGUACAAUACACACAUUACAUUGUAACUGAAUAAACUCUCAAUAUUGAAUAUAUUCCAGAUAUUUCCUUAGAACUAAAGCUAUUCUGAAAAUAAGUUUACAUGUAGUUAUAGAUUAAAAUUUAAAAUUUGUAUCUUCAAAUACACGAGAGAGAGAGAGAGGUUAUAGAUAAGUAUUUGCAAAUUCAUGGGGACAUACUUUUUUCAGGUUAAUUAGAGAAAUGAAAAUGAACAGUAUUCUUUUUCUUUGUAAAAUAAAUAUUGUGGCCUGCUGACAUUUUGAUGACAACUCUGAUUUCGGUAAUGACAACUUAAGAAACGGAUGUCAUUUCAUGCCUUUUUUAUCAGGAAAAAAGCAGCAAGCCUUCAGGUGUUCCAGUGAUGCCUAACUCAUAAUGAGCUGGACUUUAUCCUGUAUUUUAUAAUAGGUGUGUUGAAUUGUUUUGGGGGGACUUUGUAUGCACUGGCAACCUUGAACCUCAACAAUACUGGAAGGCUCUUUAGUCAUGUAAACUAAUGGCAGGUAAACUGCUAGUAAAAUAGUUUUUUGCUGAUGCUACGAAGUCCAUUAUGUAUUUCCUCAAGAAACUUUGGAAUAUGAAGCUUUUACUAAUUUUUCCCACAGUGAUGCAACUUCUGACACACACAAUCCUAAUGUGAGCUAGUUCACCUUCAGGACAUAUAUUGUGUUGGCUGUUUUGUUAGAUCAUUUUUUUUCUAGCCAAAAGGCUGCUUCAGACCCUUUCUGAACUCUUUCUAGGAAAGCAGCUGAAUGUAAAACCUACAAGAAUGGCACACCUUACUGGCAAGGAACAAGUUGCAUGUCACCAGUGUACCUUUGAAUAACUCUACUUACCUCCUCCUGUUUUUAAGGCUACCCUUCUUUUAUUUUUCAUGUGUGCAUCUCCUCAGUGGUGUUGUGCAGUGUGUUAGGAGAUAAUGCAGAUGCAUUGUUGCUCUAGUAUAAUGAAUUUUGUAUUCACGUACACUGAGAAAAUAACUAAUAUAAGCAAUUUGUGUUCAUUUAUAGUGCUUAUUAAUUGUAUCAGAUGGAAAAUUCACCCAUUAAAAAUACUAAUAUUGUCGGUUGUUGGGGACCCCCCCCAAAAAAAACCACCCUCUUCCAUUUCUCUAAAAGGCAGUUUAAUGCCUGGAUUUGUUAAUGAGGCCAGAAGAACACUGUUGGGCAUUGCUUGAUUCCAGUUCAUUUUAUCCUCCACUGCGGUUUACAAGUGCCAUGCUGUGGGGGAAAACAGAGGUCGAGAACUUGAGAUGUUUGAAUGGUAUAUUCAAAUAUUUUUGCUACUCCUGUAUAUAAUCUUCAGAAUACAUUGUGCUUUUCUUUUUUUUGUAAUACUGUCUCUUGUCAUGACAAACACUGAAACAGCAUGUUAAUUCUUAUUCUUUGAUAUUAUUGGAGAGGGGGAGGAGGAAUGGCCCGUUCUCCUUGUAGUAUUAAUACAUGAUUUGUAAAGCAAAUUGAUAAUUUUAUAUUCUAUACAUUCUGCUCUUCAUAAGAUAGCAUUGUUGAUGUGUAUUGGCAAUGUUCAUAAAAUCUACAUGUCAGAAUUGUGUUCACUUUUCUUUUAGUUAAAUAUAGACCUUUUCAUCUUUUGAUAAAGCAGUUAGCAUAAUUAAGGAUUAAUAGAGAUCUAUAGUACAGACACUAUUUUAAACACGCAUUGAAAUUGCUGUUCACUUUCUGAUGAAAUUUACUUAAAACUGUAGAACCAAAUAAUUUUACUUCUAUUUUUGAAGUCUUGCACUGGAUAUUUUUAAAAUCUGGACACAUAUGUUGGUAGAAGUUUAAUUAGGGACUAACUAUUGUGAAGUUGGUGUUUUUUAAAGACAGGCAGUUUUCUUCAAUGCAUCCAGAUUCUUUCAUGUUUUGCGAGUAUUUAGGAUAAAAUGUCAUGAUUAGGACUCAUCUGGCAUUUCUGUUUUGCAGUGGUCCAUUUCAAUAAUGUCUUGAAAUUGCUUUUUGUCUUGGGACAAACCCAGACAAGUAAGGAUAAUGCAUAUGGGAUGAGAUAUUCCUUGAUCUACAGUGCAGAAGGGCAGUUAAUAUCAAAGCAUUAACUUUUACUUUUACUUUUGAAAGGCACAGUACAGUAGGGCCCCGCUUUCUGGUGUUCCGCUGAUGCGGCGGCUUUCAAUUAGGGGAAAUUCCCCGUUUUAAAGCCAAUUUUGUGGUUUUUCGGCAUUUUUCGGCAUUUUCGCACGAUGCAACUCAUUAUAGUCAAUGGGUUCCGCUUUACGGCGAUUUCCGCUUUACGGCGGGGGCCUGGUUCCUAACCCGCCGUAUAAGCGGGGCCCUACUGUAGUAGAUCUAACUUUACUGCUAUUUGCUAAGUUGUCAUUCCUUUUCUUGUUACUGUAUGUAUAGUGCAUCAAUCAACUUACAAAAUAUAAAACGGUUGCUUGUAAUCAACGUUUUUGGAUUCUACUUAUAGUCACGUUAUGCUUUUUUAUUAUACAUAUAUUUAAAAUAGUCCAAACAUUAUUAUACGUGUAAGAAAAUACUAGAGUGGCCUUCUCUUUUUUUCCAGAUAGAUAAAUCUAGGUUCUGCAAUGUGUAAUCUAUUUCAUCUUGAAAGUUAUAGGAAUUUUAUUAAAAAAAAUUCAGAAAGCUGUGCUUAAAUGGGCCAUUUUAAGAUUCUCAUCAUCCACAAUUUGCUUUUCUGAUGGGAUGGGUAUUUUGGUGGAAACAAUUGCUAAUUAAAUAUCACCCUGUCUUCUGCUGUAAAAAGUCUGAUUAGAUACUGUGUAUGUUCUUACGUCCAUGAACUUCAGCUACUCGUGUGCAAUUGUCUGUAUGGGAAUGGAGUAGUGUUCAUGAUCUGUAUUUACGUCAUCAUAUGGAUGUAUAUUUAUUAAUAAAGUAAUUGAUUUAA
Messenger RNA from Rhineura floridana, 5344 nucleotides. RefSeq names its product chromosome 3 C5orf24 homolog (gene C3H5orf24). The coding region runs from base 515 to 1090 and encodes 191 amino acids. Lineage: Eukaryota; Metazoa; Chordata; Lepidosauria; Squamata; Rhineuridae. The record is from RefSeq and is a predicted model, not a curated record. The transcript has 3 exons.